AUGAGCGACAGCCUGAAGUAUUCAAGUUACGUCAGUGCCUUCGAAGAUGCUUUUUGCAUGCAGUUGAGACGUUGCCGCCGUCGGAUUUACCCAUCAUGUCAAAGGAACGCUGUUAAGGUCCACAGUGCUGGUUGCACAGAUACAAGGCAUGUAAAGGUGUUAAAAUGUGAGAACAAGCGAAGUCGUAAGCCGCUCGCCCCUCGCAACGACUCUGAAGAGCACGAGUCGGACGCUCCGGAACCAGACACCUCAUGGCAUAGCGAAGUGUUCGGCGACGGGUGCGCGUACUGGCACCCGGAGCUGUUACAGCUCGUUGAAAAGUACAUCAAGCACAAUCUGAGACACGACAAUGGCGGUUUGCAUUUGCGUAGAGCGUAUCUUGACCACCUGUCUUCGCUGCUACUCCGAUGCGUUUUCCGGGCCAAGCUCCAACAUGUGCACCGAGAUAUCGACGAAGUGGUCAAGGUGUUGCGGGUACCGCCAACUCUGCACACCGCUCUCGAUCUCGAGGGGCGUCACGGGGGCCACCUCGCCCAUCCUAGGAUGAGCCGCAACCUGGAUGGUUGUGAGAUUUUGCUCGUGAAAUCACUGUUGUCCAGAACGGUGACAGAUUUGUCGUCAGAAUACAGUGACAUAAGUGACUUCGGAGGGGUGCUGGGUUGCAUUGACGUGCAGGUAGAGCGCCUGUGCAGCGCUGGUGUUAAGUUGUUGCUCUGCAGCAAAAACAUAUGUGCGGAUAUCAGCCAGAAGUUCCACUUGAGGGGAAUAUGCUGUGUGAGCAACGUGGAUUAUGAGGUCUUAUCCCAGCUGGCGUUGGCACUGGAAAGACCCUCGGUUGACAGUCUUGACAAGUGCUUCGACAUUCCAAAUUACAUGGGCCAUAUCGAUAGCUUCCACUUCGUACAGAAGGGUGGUGAGAGUGUGGCGGCCAUAUCUGUCAAUGCCAAUUUUCACGGAUGCACCAUCCUGUACUCCACGUCACGCCUCAGCCGUGCCAACUCGAUCCGAUUAAAGGAACUACUCAGGACCGCAUUGUUUCGUCUGCAGGGAGUAUUUGAGGAACUAAUGUUCGUGAAAGAUUUGGGAGGCAGUUUGGAUGUUGGUAAUGCAACAUCUUUUCACCUCGAAUCGGCCCGUGGCGUGCUGUCACGUCGCUCCAGCAUAUCCAUUGGACCAGACGCCAGGUUACAAGACUACAAGUCGACUUCAUUAGUUCCUUCACCGUGCUCAGCUAUAAGCGGCGUUGAUCCUGACCCAUCACCAAGACCCACUCUGCUGGGAGCUGUGGUUAAUUCACGCCGGCAAACAAUCUCUGGGUGUUCCAAGCGUUUUCGAGGCAUCGUUCGAGGGUCGCAUGAUAAUGGUAUAUUUAAGCCAAUUAAAGGCACUGCAAACAAUGGGCGUCAAGUGCAUCUUCAUUUUUCGGAUUGGUUGUCACAGCACCUGCUUGGGGUUCCCGCAGUGCCUCCCGCAAUCGCCGACAACCAGGCUGAUCCAUGCAGUGAUCUGAAGGAGCGAUCAGUCUUACACUGCUUCGAGUAUUUUACCAAGUUCAGUGAUAUUUGCGGGGAUGUGACGCGUAGAACAGUGCCAGUAGGUAGGUACACCGCCGGGUCUUUUGUGAGCGACUUCGUGCUUGCUUACGGCCGCCAUCUGCGUCGGGACAACUGUUUGUCGUCUGCAGGCUGUUCUGAACAACUCUCCAGGCAUGUUAUGCACCUCGAAACAUCCAAUUUUGCUGCGCCAGUGCAGCAUAAACGCCUUAGAGUGCUGGUGGACAAUCGAGACACUGGUCUGCGACCGGCUGAAAACGGUUCUGCCUUUUUCAUCCACAUGCACUGCCGGUCAUGCGGGAAGGCUGAAAUACUGCCAGUUAACGACCUAACAUUCGGUCGGUUUGUGCACCUGCUGCUCUACAACCGGUGUUACACAUCGAAGUGUGGUCACAAUCUUUUCGGCGGUCACGAUUUCUCUUUGCGGGCUGAAAGGUUCACCUUGUACAUGCAAGUGGAAGACAUCACAAACUACCAAAUAGGAGCUUGGUUUGACUCCAAGUUGCUUAAUUGCGGGCUGGGUUUCAUGCCUCUCAGCUCUGCUGGCAUGAGCCACUACAACCGGCGUCUACUUCAAGUGUCUAACAAGCUGUUAAAGGUAUUUGAAAACUUCUCCGAUGUUGAUGUGGAUACUAAUUCGGCAUCGCCUGACGCUGUAUGUGUGGAAAUCUGGCCGAACCCUGCUUGCGCAUGCCCACCCACCUUCAACUGGGAACCUUACGACGAACAGGAGAUGGACAUGCUCUAUCUUAAAGAUCGUUCGUCGAUGUUUGGCAUUGCUCUGAGAAGCCUAUUUAAGAUGGUAAUGGCAUGUGUAAGUUCACGGUUUGCCGCAUGUGUUUCCACCAUUCGACUAGAGGACGUAUUGCCGUGCCGCUGCGAGUUGGGCGGUAAUUUUAGCAGCAGGACACUGGACAGUCGCAACCAAUGGUCAUCUGAAUUCGGAAUGAAAUCAGUGUCCCAACUUCUACAGCUGUUUGAGGAACGCAACGCUUUCGGCCUUUAUUUGCAUCCCCUGCUUUUAGAUGGAGUGGGGGCUACGUUCGGUAGUGCAAGCUGUUUUGGAUUUUGUGGAAGUUGUCAGAAAGCCAAAUUCUCAAGCGUCGCAGACAUCGAGAUCCUAAAUUGGAUUUACAUCUUCACAAGCGUUGUGAGAUGUUUGGGCGUAAAAGUGCACAAUCUUUCGGAUGCUCUACGUCAGAGCUUGGCACCGCAAACAUCGUCGCCAGCCGACCCUUCAACGGCCGUCACCUCAUCGAGAGCGAAAAUCAGAAAUACUUACAUCGUUCAAAACAGAGUGCUCAACAAGACCAUUGUAGUGCUCGACGAUUGCCUGCAGAGUAUCCGCAGCAUCUAUGAGCAAUGCGUUUCGCACCUGCUGUUCGCACAGUUCUGGUGCCCUUUGGAUCCUCUACAGAUUCUCAUGACUGUUAGAUCAUUCUUUGUUGCGUUGACUUCGCUUUGUAGAUCCAUUGUACGCCUUAUCUCCAUAGUCCCGGGUUCGGCACUGUUGAAGGCCAUGCGCUUCAUUGACACUGGCACCAUUGUUAUAGCUCAAAGAAGUAUGGAUGAUGAUAAAUACGCCAAACCGGAUCUUUCUCAUGGGUUCACCGUUGGCCAGCGCAUGAAAUCUGCAGGGAAUACCUCCGGAAGAGAUCGUCACCGCUCAAGCCUCACGCAUAACAUGGGUGAUAAAGUGAAUGAUGAUGUGUCUGUACCUUACGCUGAUGAUCACACUGAAGUCAAUGGAGGUUCAUCUACCGGAGAAGUGUCGAAAGGUCAGAACGUGGUGAGUGGUUAUGAUGCAUCUCGAAUGGAUGGUUCGGUUUCUGUAUCCCGUGUGGAGGACAGUAGCGGCCAGCAUCGCAAUACGAACGAUGGAUUAUAUACAGUUUGGGGUGCUAAAAUAACUCUACAACCAUUGCCAAGGCUUAGCGAAGCACAGCAGACCCGCGAUACGGAUGACCCAUCGGCGUAUGCAUCAUCUAGGAGUAGCUCUUCUACCUCGUCUACAGUUGCGGACGGCGAUUAUACGCUGCCCCAAUUUAUCCACCAUGCGCUAAAUACGUCCAUAGCUGCGGGAUUAGCCGGUCAAUCAGAGGAGUGGCUCGAGUCCCCUUCCUCCUUAUGGCACAUGCUAUCUCGGAUGCGUAUCGGAUGCCCCAAGCGGUUGUCCUCUGUUAUCAGUCUGAGUUACGGCAUAGUGCACAAUCUGAGGCGCGACAUAUGCAACGUCAUCUCCACGGCGUUGAUGUCUCCUGAAUACCUGGAACAAUGCAGCUCUCAUUUCCAAGGCCCCGUGUCGGGUAAUUUGUGCAGCAUGGGAAAGUGCCUGCUGAACUACUGUAAAAACCAGAACUACAGCAUUAUGGCUAAUAUAUCGUGCGGACCGCACAGGGAUGAUAUAUUCGGAUUCUCCGUAUCAAGUGCCGGGUUCUCCUCCUCAUCUGUGAAUGCCGACAGGCGGCAUGGAGGGCUGGUAAUGGAUUCCCUGAUCUUUCGCUAUCUGAAGCGCUACUCGCAUCUCUCCUCCCUCCUGGUGAACAGUGAAAACUUUAUUUUGCGUUCACAAGAAAUGGAAAAUAGUGGAACAUUGUCUGUGCGCAGGUGGGAUGACCUGCAUUCAUCGCUACCCAGUAGCCCCUGGUGCUCUAUGGCAGAGUCGGUGUCGGAGCUAGAUUCCGUCAACCUACUGUGUUUUUGGAAAUCUCUAAGGGUUUUAGGCGAUGAUCCAUUGCUGCAUCUGUCGAAAGACGGCGCAACCUUUUUCUGUCCGAUUACAAGACCGUGUUACGGCACGCCAGUCAUAUGUUGCAACCACCGCCUCUCCCAGUACCAAUGGAGCAAGCACGAAAAAGAGUUCACUAUGACACCUGUGAUGGACCAUUUGAUAAAGCUUCUCAAAGGGAACGUGGCGAGCAAACGGGAUGCGAUUCGUACCGUCGUUGAUUGGACAUGCAGGCAGCUGGAGGCAACCUGCUACCUACGUGCCCGCACUCACGCGAUGGUGGCAUACGUGGAGUUACAGGUUGAUUUCAUAUGCAAUAGAGAGUUCGUUAGGAUGCAAGGAACUGAAGAUUCCGAAUUGCCCUUCGCAGCAUUUAGUGUUGAAUGCUACGCACCGGGUGGCUAUACUCCAUGUUCCCCUUUUUUCCAAGAAACUCCCAGAGCAUUUCUGUCUCCUGGGCACCAGUAUUUCACACUCAGCUCAUUCAACUCAGGAGACAGCGAUUAUGUGGGCGUCAUUCGAGGGACUUCUCUCACGGAGCCUGUACUGCCGAUACCCGCUGCCAAACCAGACGGGGCAUUUCAGCGCCAUCGUCUCCCAGCCAGCAGCGAGAUUUCUAAGUGCGCUUCAGUCACGCUGACGUCCGCACAUACAAGCUGUGAUGUCACCAUACACUACCCGGAGGCUUUCCACAGUCUGCGUCAUCUUUCGUGUGGUGAUGAUACGAGCUUCGCGAGGUCACUCUGUCGCUCAUCGCGCCUACAGUCAUCCGGCGGCAAAAGCGGCGCUCCGUUGUUCGUCUCGCAUGACGGAAAAUUCAUAUUGAAAUUGCUCAACAAAUACGAGUUUCAACUGUUCGUGGAUAGUGGUGUUCGUUUCUUCGAACACCUGUUAAGCGGAGGCACACUGUUGAGUGUUCCACUGGGGCUGUUUUCCAUCCGUUACAGGAGCAGCGGCAAUACUGUGCGCUGCCUGGUGAUGCAAAACGUCGAUCACGUGCUCCUGUCGCACAAGUUGACGUUCGACCUGAAGGGCAUAUCGUUCAAACGAUGCGUCCACCUCAACCCCAACAACCACUCGUCCACGACGCUCACUUCUUCAGGUCGACCCACGCUUUUGUACGACAAUACGUCAGAAGAGAAUGCAGAAGCUCCAAAUCAGGUUGUGCUUUUGGACCAGAAUUUUAAGGACUUCACCAAUGGAUGCCCGAUUCGGCUGGAAGAAGCGUCUCUCUUACGCAUUUUGGAUUUUAUGCAACGAGAUCUGACGUUCUUGUCGCAACUCGACGUGGUGGACUACUCACUGCUGUUGCGGUUGUGCCCAUCGGAAGGUGUUGUAGUUCUGGGGAUAAUUGAUUACCUGCGCCCCUACACAUGGGACAAGCAGAUAGAGACUAUUGGAAAGAAGUUGGCCAACAUCGCCAUCGGACAGGAGCCGACCAUAGUCUCCCCUGUCGAGUACCGGUCGCGUUUCAUGCGCUUCUUCUCGCGCAUUUUCUGGUUGUCUCCUGAGGUGGAGCAGAGCGAUCCAACGCCAGUUCGCGUGCCCAAGCCCGUCAGGCAGGCGACGCCUGUAUGCAAGUGCUCGGUGUGCUGCGCCCUCAAAUCUCUGUACACGACGCCAUAUGUGAUGUCUUUGCCGCACUUCAUGCAGGGCACCUCCCCUCUGGCCAAGCGUUAUCUGCGCAACCUGAUCGCCACCAGCACUCCCUGCAAGUCCCCUACAGCAGCUGCAUCAGAGCUUGCGCAGCUGCUCCGGUCGAUUUAUGGCGAUGCGGUUUUAGACAUUCGGUACAGCAGCGUUUAA
This is a messenger RNA of Babesia ovata, 6087 nucleotides long. RefSeq names its product phosphatidylinositol-4-phosphate 5-kinase family protein. Gene Ontology annotation, molecular function: 1-phosphatidylinositol-3-phosphate 5-kinase activity. NCBI's taxonomy places the organism in Eukaryota, Apicomplexa, Aconoidasida, Piroplasmida, Babesiidae. The coding region runs from base 1 to 6087 and encodes 2028 amino acids. The transcript has 2 exons. The record is from RefSeq and is a predicted model, not a curated record. Gene Ontology annotation, biological process: phosphatidylinositol metabolic process.